AGGAUUCCCGAUUGUUACGUCUACAACGUGCAAGUUGACAUGCGACCACGAAAGCCAUAUGCCCGCAGACCCGACGCGUCAGCAUCAGAAAUUCAUACACGAAUUCACUCAUCUCAACAAAGCUCCACCACGACUACGCCCAACCCUAGACUCAGCGCAACAUACCCAAUUCGACGGAACGGACCAAAAAGAUUCGACGGAGCUACGUCACGUGGCAAAAGAGGCUGCGCCCGACCAGAGGCUCGAACUCUGAACCUUGAGAUCUCUAUCAGAUAAAAGUCUCACGCGCUGACCAAUUGU
Messenger RNA from Aureobasidium subglaciale EXF-2481, 300 nucleotides. RefSeq lists its product as uncharacterized. Lineage: Eukaryota; Fungi; Ascomycota; Dothideomycetes; Dothideales; Saccotheciaceae. Bases 59 to 253 code for a protein of 64 amino acids. The record is from RefSeq and is a predicted model, not a curated record. The transcript has a single exon.